CUUGUUUGGUUCUGAGCUCGGGAGGGGGGAGAAGGCUCGUUAUCUGGGUCUACAGGUUCCAUGAUAUAACCAGUAUGGACGGUUGGGUUGCAGUCAGAAGGAAGCCUGAGGAUCUCAGCGGCUUGCUUUCUGACACCGGCACAGAGCACGCGGCCUCUGUCUUGGAGCCGUCAUCCCAGGCAGCGGCUGUCCGAGCUCUGCAGACCAGGUGCUCCGAGGCCAGCAUGGGGUCUAGGUCUGCAACACCACACAUCCUGCCGGCUGGACCUCUGUGGCCCUAACCCCCCUCCGCCCCAGGAGGGAGCAGGAGGGCUGUGUGUUUCCUACGGGGGAACGUGACAACCAGACAGCAUCCUGUGGGCUGUGGCCUCCUGACACCAGAGAUUGCCACUGACAAGGAGGUCCAGGGGACGAUGGGAUCUGGGGGCCGUGCAGGAUCUGGGUGCGGCUGAAAUCGUGGUUGGUGGUUCUUGGAGGAGUUUGUGGCACACAGAAAUCGCCCCGUAUCUGUGGUUGUCAUAGAAAGAGCUCGCUGACGACGACUUCCAGCCUCACUACUGAUGCUGCCAAAUGUGGAAGAGAAGUGGCUGCAAAUGAGAUUUCAGUCAGUGUUCGCUGCGCUCGGUGAGUUCUGGACGUUAUUAAACGGAGCUGUGAUAACGUGUGGCUUGGGUCGUUAAAAGAUGGGCGCGCGUUAACCAACCGGAACCAUUGACAGAUCCCCUGGCACUUCUCAGUGUAUCUUCAAACACUCAGACGCCACUCCUCUUUGACAAUGUGUUUUCGUCGGGUCACAGUCCUUACUGUCCGUGAGAGCGUUCUCAACCUCCCCUUGCAUGGGUCGCCUGGAAAGCUGCACCUCUGACCACCCCCGUCCCUCGCCGGACACAUUGUCCACCACAUCCUGAGGCUGGCAAGGUCAGCCCCCUCCCAAGACUUCAAAUUACGGACACCCCAGUGGCCAGGAGAUCAAAAGGCCUCCCUGGUUCCUGCGCCUGGGACACUAGACCCUGAAAUGGCAAUGAUCAUGAUGUGCUCCGUUCCUUGGUUUAAACACGCCCGUCUAUCUCAGUCUGUUCACUCGCCUCCUAAGACAGUUGGUACCCGGCAUGUGCUGGGCGACUUUCUAGUGAGUGAAUAUAUGGUCUGAACUCAAGAGGAGGGCAUCUGCUUUGUAUUUUUGAUGGUCUUAUGCUCUGGGGUGGCUGCGCUUUCCUCUCUAAGGACAGUGGAGAACCGGCUACGGCUUAGACAUGCGCCUGGACAGACGGCAGAGCCUGAGAGCCCCGGUCCUCCCAUUUAAAAGGAGCCAGCGAGCUUCAGGGAGGGAGACAGGUGGAGGGAAAGAGGGGGCCGUGAAGAUGCUGAAAAGGGCAAGAGGACGAUGGAGUGUCCGGACAGGAGGCAGGAAGGGGCACUGAAGCAGAGCUGGUGGAGAGACUGGAACUCUGAUCUGUUAGGACAAGCAGGGCUCGGCGACACCGCGCUGUUCCUGUGCUUUGUUGUAGUGAGAUGUGAGUCUCCGAGAGGUACAGAGACCUUCCGGCGUCGCACACAACUUCGAGGAGGGAAUCAGGCAGGGGGGAGGCUGAGGACGAGGAGAGCCGCUGGAAGCCAGGCUGGAGGACAGCUUUGGUCUGAGCUGGAGGGGAAUUGAGAGCCAGAGUAGGAAGCUGGAGGUUGAAGGAGCAGCAGAUCGUCUUUUGUUUCAAUUAGCAGUCGGUGGGGGGCACGGCUUGUUGGUGGAAAAAGGAAGUCAGAGCAGAAACACCAAGGGGCAGGGCUGCUGAGAACAGAGGGAGCUGAGAAUCGCCUGCAAGGGACAUGCCCUCUCUGGAGCUUGUCCUGCUGGCUGCUCUCCUCCUGGCCGGUGGCGGCGCGGAAGCCACCCAGGAGCACGUCUUGUUCGGCGUCAUCCAGAUCUCAUCCUUCGCCAACCAGUCCUGGGCACAACAUCGGGGCUCAGGUUGGCUGGGUGACAUGCAGAGUCACGGCUGGGACAGCGAGGCUGGCACCAUCGUUUUCCUACACAGCUGGUCUAAGGGCAACUUCAGCGAUGAGGAGAUGAUAGAUUUGGAGCUGCUGUUCCGUGUCUACUUCAUUGGAUUCACUCGGGAGACGCAAGAAUAUGCCGGUCAAAUGCACUUUGGAUAUCCUAUUGAAGUACAGGUGAGAGCUGGCUGUGAGCUACAUCCCAAUGACACUGUGGAAAGCUUCUUACAGGCAGCUUAUGGUGGAUCGCAUUUCCUGAGUUUCCGAGACAUGUCAUGGGUGCCAGCUCCAGAGGGUGAUAGCAGAGCCCAGAGUGUCUGUGACCUCCUGAACCAGUAUGAAGGCAUCAGGGAAACAGUGCAUAAGCUCCUCACGCACACCUGCCCCCGAUUUGCCUUGGGUCUCUUCGAUGCAGCGAAGGUGGAUUACGAGAGGCAAGUGAAGCCAGAGGCAUGGCUGUCCGCCGGCCGCCCUCCCGGUCCCAGCCGUCUGCUGCUGGUGUGUCACGUCUCCGGCUUCCACCCGAAGCCCGUGUGGGUGACGUGGAUGCGGGGUGAGCAGGAGCAGCAGGGCAGCCAGCGAGGCGACGUCCUGCCCCACGCGGACGGGACGUGGUAUCUCCGAGUGACCCUGGAUGUGGCGGCCCGGGAGGCGGCCGGUCUGUCCUGCCGAGUGAGACACAGCAGUCUGGGAAACCAGGACAUUGUCCUCCACUGGGAGCAGCACCUUUCCGUGUAUUUGAUCCUGUUGGCCGUGACAGUGCCCCUCAUGCUUCUGGUAGCCCUCGUGUUGUGGUUUAAGAAGCGCUGCUCCUAUCAAGACAUCCCGUGAGCUGCCUCGCCAUGCCUGCCCUGGGGGCCCCGGAGCCUAGGACCACAGAGGGAUGGUGCUGUUCCUUCCAUCCUCCAUUUAAUUUUUUUCUCUGUUUCUGCUUUAUAGUCACUUGUUCACAUGAACAAGUUUUGUUCUGUACCUGUGUGGAAUGUCUUCCUUGUCUUCUCCAUCUGUUCAUAGUCCUCCUCUUUGGAGGCCCGUUCGGAUUCCAUCCUGCAAGGUGUUCCCUGACCUGCAGGUGGGGAGCCCUUCGACUCUGCUACAGGUGCACCUCAUUUCUACGCUGCCUGCGGUCACUUAGCUUCCAGGGUGCAGGCUCCUGUGGGACACGGUCACGACGAAGGUUCAUUUCCUGUGUGUAGUACACGCUCCGUGAAAAUCAGACCCAAACAAACGGAACCCACGUUCGAGUCCGUGUCGUGCUGGUGGACUUUCUUCGUGAUGUUCCUCCCUCCUAUGGCUGUAGCAUCGGAAGGGCUGACACUUCCUUCUUGUCCCGGUGUUUCGGAGUUGGUCCAGAAAUCCCACAUUCCUUUUGCUCCUUCAUCUUCUCCCUAACUCUUAAGGAAAAAUGCAGGUUACAAAUCUUUUCCUGGCUUCUCCUUUGUCUGUGCAAAACUGCAUGUCUGGCCACGGAUAAGCAGAAAACUGUGACCGGCUUUGCUCUCUCCUUGGUAUGUGUGCAACGUUCCACACCUCCAGGAAUAGGCAAGAGCUCGAAGUCCACCACGGCAGACUCAUUUUCCUGACGUCUGUGAAGCUUCAGUGGGUCCAGUUUUUGUGUCAGCUGGAAUCGCAGCCGUAGGCAACAGUCGCGUUGACCUUUGAUUCCUGCCACCGACUGCUGUGUUUCCUACAAACUCCCCGGGCUCGGGCCUCCUCUGUGGAGCUCCAAAUUUGGUCUUCCCUUUUGGUGGCAGCAAGACUGCAGGUCCUCAGCCUCUGGGAUCACUGUGCGGGGGGCGAGGGCGGGAGCAGUUCUGGGCUGGGUCACCCUGUUUGCUGCCCAUGAGGGCACAGCAGUUUCUGAAUAAAGUACUUCUCAAUCUG
This is a messenger RNA of Mustela erminea (ermine), 3876 nucleotides long. Its product is annotated as T-cell surface glycoprotein CD1c-like. Gene Ontology annotation, molecular function: lipopeptide binding; exogenous lipid antigen binding; endogenous lipid antigen binding. Gene Ontology annotation, biological process: antigen processing and presentation, exogenous lipid antigen via MHC class Ib; antigen processing and presentation, endogenous lipid antigen via MHC class Ib; immune response. The coding region runs from base 1825 to 2823 and encodes 332 amino acids. The transcript has 6 exons. Gene Ontology annotation, cellular component: external side of plasma membrane. NCBI's taxonomy places the organism in Eukaryota, Metazoa, Chordata, Mammalia, Carnivora, Mustelidae. The record is from RefSeq and is a predicted model, not a curated record.